Molecule: messenger RNA, 1720 nt
Organism: Balaenoptera acutorostrata (minke whale)
Lineage: Eukaryota; Metazoa; Chordata; Mammalia; Artiodactyla; Balaenopteridae
Gene: CRYM
Product: crystallin mu
Exons: 9
Coding region: 594-1436 (280 amino acids)
Biological process (GO): thyroid hormone metabolic process
Cellular component (GO): cytoplasm
Molecular function (GO): thyroid hormone binding
Source: RefSeq, a predicted model, not a curated record
CUGCCUCCGCCCCGCCGUUGAGGGGCGCCAGUCGACCCAGCGCGGUACCUCCUUCCAACGCUUUCCCUGAGCGCCCCGCCGGCGGCCCCGCGGACAGAUCAUUGCUCUACAGUUGGCCACCAGACCUGUGCUGCUCCCCUGGAAUUCCAACCAGCCUCCCCAGAACCACUGCUGCUACCACCAGGCUGGGAAGGAGGAAGAAGGCUGCCCUCCCCUUUUAUGAUGACUUCUUUCCAGACCCUUGAGCUAAAACCAGACCACCAUGUUUGGCAGCUAAAACUUUGCUGAGGACCUGGGUGAUCUCACCCAAAGCCGUAUGAGGAAGAUGAUUUGAGGAAUCGAGAAAGUGGACCCAAGAAUACCAACUCCCAGCCAGCCCGCCGCCUCAACUCCAAUCUUGGGGAACCUGUGUCUGGAGGGGACCCAGCUCGCCCACCCCUGCGGAUAGGGGUUGGAGGAAACCGGCUUUGCUCCGCCCCCGGAGCUGGGCGGUGACCUGUAGGCGGCAGCGCGCCCUGGGCGCUCUCACAUAGGGCGCAGCGCUGGAAGCGCGGAUCCCCGUGAGCUCGCGGAGGUAGAAGGCCGGCGGCGACAUGAGCUCUGUGCCAGCGUUCCUGAGCGCGGCAGAUGUGCAGGACCACCUCCGCAGCUCCAGCCUACUCAUCCCGCCUCUGGAGGCGGCUCUGGCCAACUUCUCCAGCGGCCCCGACGGAGGGGUCAUGCAGCCGGUGCGCACCGUGGUGCCCGUGGCCAAGCACAGGGGUUUCCUGGGGGUCAUGCCCGCCUACAGUGCAGCAGAGGACGCCCUGACCACCAAGUUGGUCACCUUCUAUGAGGGCCACAGCACCACCUCCACUGUCCCCUCCCAUCAGGCCACUGUGCUUCUCUUCCAGCCGAGCGAUGGCUCCCUUCUGGCGGUCAUGGAUGGAAAUGUCAUAACUGCAAAGAGAACAGCUGCCGUAUCUGCCAUCGCCACCAAGGUGAGGAUAUGGAACCGCACCAAAGAAAAUGCAGAGAAGUUUGCGAACACAGUGCAAGGAGAGGUACGCGUCUGUUCAUCGGUUCAGGAGGCUGUGACAGGGGCAGAUGUGAUCAUCACAGUCACCAUGGCAACAGAGCCCAUUUUGUUUGGUGAAUGGGUGAAGCCCGGGGCUCACAUCAACGCCAUCGGCGCCAGCAGACCUGACUGGAGAGAGCUGGAUGAUGAGCUCAUGACACAGGCUGUGCUGUAUGUGGAUUCCCAGGAGGCCGCCCUGAAAGAGUCUGGAGAUGUCCUCUUGUCAGGGGCCAAGAUCUUCGCUGAGCUGGGAGAAGUGGUAAAGGGAGUGAAACCAGCCCACUGUGAGAAGACUACGGUGUUCAAGUCUUUGGGAAUGGCGGUGGAAGACAUGGUUGCAGCCAAACUUGUGUACGAUUCCUGGUCAUCUGGUAAAUAAAACGAAGGAACUUUGUGUUGAAUGGAUGCUACAGCUCAAGGGGUAUUAAACUAGUUGUCUCAUAAUCUCUAGAUUAAAUGAGGGAGCCCAGUGCCCAGUGAUCUAUAGUUUUGUGCUUAUCCUGUCUUACCUUAAAUAAUGAGAUCCCCUUUUGUGUUUGUAGUUAGAAAGCAAAACUAAGUGGCCAUUCUCUGCUAUGCCAGAUUAUACUAGCACUCCCUUUCCCCUGUAUUUCACUGCCUUUUGUAAUUCCUUGAAAUAAAGCUUUUUCCAGUUCUGCCGUU